GGAGGGGAGGGGGAGGAGGGGCGCGCGGCUCCGGCAGAAGCGCACGAGCCAGCCUCGGCUGAGUCCUCGCGCCGCUCGACCGGGACAGUGGGGCGAUGCGCAUCUAAGGCAGAAUGGGCUCCCGCCGCCUCCUGCUCCUCGCCCUGGCCGCGCUGGCCUCCGCUCCCCGAGUGCGUUGUGAAUCUGAUCCCCCUGAUGUGGUGUUUCUGCCGGCUGAACUAAAAGUGCUCAAUGGCCCAGAAUAUUUCCGUCUUCAGCGAACAGAUCGAUACCUGCCAGGAAAUGCCUCUCUCAGCUCCCGCUCAGAGACCUUCCUCUUUCUCCACCGUCAGCUCACAGGGAAGCCAACCAUCCAAGCUACCUACCAGCCUUUCACUGCCCAGCAGGUGGUACCAACUGAUGACUCUCAAUCCACUGAUACCUCUGUUACCUGGGAUGUUCGGGCUGUGUCCAUUGAGGGCACAGUGUCUCCCUAUGAGCCUUACACCAGAGUCCUGUUCCAUCUCCAGGGGCAGGACUGGAUGUCAGAAAAGAAGCCCCUGCCAUGUGUCACCCUAUAUGUCUUUCACCAGGCUCAGGUGGUUCAUCGCGCCUGCCAUCUUCAGGCACCCCUGGGGGUAUGUGUAGUGGAACUAGAGCUCCCUGCUCAAUGGCUCUCUCCUCCAGUGGCUGCCACCAACCCCCACAAAUCAGAAGACCUGAACAUCACGCCUGUCCGGGCUGAGUUGUACUACACCCUAGAACCCCCACUGGCAGGGAAAAUCCCUGGAGAAUGCCCCCAUGCACAGACCCAGGAAAAACCACGUCCAGGCAGUGAAGGCAAUAAGGAGAAGCUGCACUAUGUGGGCCCUGUUGAUAUCCGAGUGAUGAGCCCUCCACGGCGCCAGGAAGUUCGGCUGGAUGACAAUGUGAUGGUCCGGGUCCCUGACAUGGCUCUGCGUCCUGGGCAGCUCUUCACAGCCACCCUCAUCCUGCAGCAAAACUUUACUGCUGAUCUGCUGACACUUCGUAUCAAGGUGAAGAAAGGGCUACAGGUCCUGGCUGCUCGUCCCACGAGGCCAGAUGCGUGGAGUGCAAAGCUGGACAAGUUCAAGGGUUCCAAACACCACACCGCUCUGGUCACUUGUCGCCGCUCCAUUGGCAGUGGGUUGGACUGGCGUGCAAUAGAUUCUCCUGAGUUCUUAUAUCUGGAUUUCAUGGUGGAGAACAGCACAGGGGGGCUGGCAUCUACACGUCCUGUCACCUGGCAAGUGGAGUACCCAGGCCAGGACCCAGAAGCCGAGAAGGACAAGAUGGUGUGGGAGAUCCAGGUGUCAGAAAGAGAUGUCCGGGCCUUGGUUCCCUUGGUGAAGGAGCAGGAGAUUGUGAAUACUGCACUCCUAACAGGGGUUCCUCAUUCAGUGCCAGUGAAGCUGAUUGUGGUAGAAACAGGGGGAGCAGUAUUUGAGGUGACAGAGCAGAUGGGCUGUGAGUCUUCUAACAAGCAGGUCUUGCAGGUCUCAGAUGUGUGUGACGCUGUCUAUGUUGGUGGGAAAGAGAGCCGAGGAGCACGUGGCGUCCGGGUGGAUUUCUGGUACCGUCGACUGCAUGCUUCACUGCUCUUUACAGUCUGGGCCCCAUUGUUGCCUCUGCGCAUUGAGCUGACAGACACCUCACUGGAGCAAGUACGAGGUUGGAGGGUUCCUGGGCCAACUCCUGAUGGCAGUUCAGCUGAGCCUGAAGAGGGUGGAGAGGAAGCGGAGAGGAGAGGUCGUGGAUGUCGCCUGCAAUACCAACGGGCUGGUGUUCGUUUCCUGGCCCAUUUUGUGGCUCACCCUUUAGAUGGUGGCCGGCACCUGACCUACAUGCCAAGCUCUGAUUGGCUGUUGGAUGUAUCACAUCUGGUGCAGGCACAUGCCAGAAUCCAGGACCCACGAGUGGCAACAUUGGAAGGGGGGAGUGUGGUGAUUGGCCGUGAACCAGGCAUGACAUCUGUGGAGGUGCGUUCUCCUGUUUCUGACUCUAUUCUGGGGGAGCAGACCCUGGUGGUAUCAGAUGACAAGGUCUCCCUCUCAGAGCUACAGACCCAGCUGGUGUCUGGUCUCUCGUUAUCUCUUUCUGUGGAGCAAGGACACCCAAAUGUCUUCACUGCUAUGUGUCAGGGACUUUCAACUCUGCGCUCUUUGAAGCAGGAAGGAGUCCUGAGUCUUUGGCUGGCAUUCACUGAUCACACCUUGGCUCCUGUAGAGCUUUAUGGCUGGCGGGAUGCUGGGCUCUCGGUUUCUUCUCUGAAUCCUCAUGUGGUCUCGGUGCGGCUGGACGAGGAGCAGGCUCGCCCAGCGAUCAUUGCUGAAGGACCGGGACAAGGUUCCCUCCUGCAGCUCAGCCUCCAUUCCCCAGACUCUUGCCGCAAGGGCAAGCACAGGGCUCCCCUUGCCCAGGGGACAACAUGGUUGGAAGUAAACUUUGGCCGGCGCAUCUCCACAACAAGUAGCCCACGGCAGAAGAGCCCACAUCUCCAUGGGGACCCUCCCUUUCAGCGAGCAGAAGGUGCUAUGUCAGGUGAAGCUGUGACAGUGGCAGCUGUCACAGAGAGCGGGAAGGGAACAAGAAGGCGAGGACCAAUAGGAGUGGGACCACCCAUUACCAAAUUUGAGGGGCCUGGAGGAAGCUCCUAUGAGGAUGCUGAUCAGGUGGAAGAUGAGGAGGAAGAAGCAGAACAAGAGGAAGAUGAGAUGGUGAAGGCCCCAGCAAGGGUGACAGAUCUGGAAAUUGGCAUGUAUGUUCUCCUGGGUGUCUUCUGCCUUGCCAUCUUCAUCUUCCUCAUCAACUGUGUGGUCUUUGUCCUUCGUUACCAACGCAAGGAGCCCCCCGAUGCCGGGUCAGGGCCGGCCUCUUCAACCCAGCAGCCUCACAACUGGGUCUGGCUAGGCACUGACCAGGAGGAGCUCAGCCGGCAGCUGGAUCUGCGCCACCAGCACUGCAAAGACCUGUCCCUGGACCCUUCUGGCACCGGUGAGGGUUGCUGCUGCUGUGCAGGGCCAGAGGGGAGGCUGGAGCCUGUAGCCCAAGAGAGCCCAGCUCCACUCCCAGGGCCAGAAACAGAAACCCUCUUGGUUUCUGCCAGUACUUUUGGCCCGACAGCUCAAGGAAGCCCAGCCCUAACCACCACCUUGUCUCGGAAGAAAGACGGCAGGGAGGUGGGGGGUCGGCGGAAACGUGUGGAGUUUGUGACCUUUGCCACUCCUCCUGGCUCUGCUUCGAGUCCUCCAACCUCGGCGCCUGCUGUUCAGUCCAUCCUGGUGGCCAGCGAAGAUGACAUCCGCUGGGUAUGCGAGGACAUGGGGCUACAUGAUCCGGACGAGCUGCGCAGCUAUAUGGAAAGAAUCCGGGGCAGUUCCUGAUCUCAGGCUCUCCUUUACUCUCCACCCAUACCCAUAUGGGCAAACCAAUAAGGGACCGGCAUUUGUUCCACCUUGGGUGCUCUCCUAGGCUCAUCCAGCUGGGCUUCUCUACCUUUUUUAUUUUCCCCAUCUAGAAUGAGCUCUACACAUGAGCAAAAACCAGACUGCGGUGGGAAGGGAAGGGAGAGGGGAAUGGGACACCAGAGAUACCCUUCCCACUCUCUAUGUUAGAGAGAUCUCCUUUCUUGGUUGUACCACUGAAGGUACAAGAGGGAUUUACAGGUGAGAGACAACACCUUCCCCUCUGGUUACUUUCAUGCAGUGGAACUACAGCUCUCCUUCCUGGAGACAGAACAUGUGUCUUUAUUGAUUCUCCCCUCCCCUCCCCACCAAGACCUUUUUAUUAGGUGCAGGAAAGGUGUUGCACACUUCAAGGCAGCUAUAUGCCAGCAGCAAGACGCUGUGAUGUGCUUUAGAAGGGAACCCCAGCUGGGCCCUGUUCCUGUGCCUCCCUUAUUGCUUUGAUUCUCAUUGCCAGUUUGUGUCCAUUGUGAUGGUUUUAACAGCGAGUGUCCCGUCUUUCCUGUGGUCUGAGCCUGGGGCUCUUUCUCCCACUGCUAAACCCUACUCUUUGAAGCUGGGCCGAGCUCCAGGGAGGCACUGGCCGGCUUUUUUUUUCCUUCCCACCCCCUGGCCAUGUGCCUGGUGUGUUCUUAACAGUUUUGUACAAUCGCUCACAUUUUAUACCUGUAGUAUUGGGAGGUUGCCAAGCAAGUCCUUUAUUUAUGGGAGAUUUUUAAUUCUUACAUUGUUAAAAUGGAAUAAAUAAUAAUUUAAAAAAGAA
This is a messenger RNA of Anolis carolinensis (green anole), 4227 nucleotides long. RefSeq names its product transmembrane protein 132A (gene tmem132a). The transcript has 11 exons. Bases 114 to 3383 code for a protein of 1089 amino acids. Lineage: Eukaryota; Metazoa; Chordata; Lepidosauria; Squamata; Anolidae. The record is from RefSeq and is a predicted model, not a curated record. Gene Ontology annotation, cellular component: endoplasmic reticulum.